Messenger RNA from Scomber scombrus (Atlantic mackerel), 3798 nucleotides. RefSeq names its product afadin. The record is from RefSeq and is a predicted model, not a curated record. Gene Ontology annotation, molecular function: cell adhesion molecule binding. The coding region runs from base 1 to 3798 and encodes 1265 amino acids. The transcript is spliced from 24 exons. Gene Ontology annotation, cellular component: adherens junction. NCBI's taxonomy places the organism in Eukaryota, Metazoa, Chordata, Actinopteri, Scombriformes, Scombridae. Gene Ontology annotation, biological process: signal transduction; regulation of protein localization.
AUGCCAGAGGAGGAGGAACGAGAGAAAUUAGCCAAAGUUAUCAGACAAUGGAAUAACAACAGACUGGACCUGUUUGAAAUAAGCCAACCUGACAAGAAUCUGCAAUUUCACGGCGUGAUGCGCUUCUACUUUGAAGAUCGUGUUGGAGGCAACGUCGCCACAAAGUGUAUCCGUGUUUGCAGCAACUCUUCCACUCGUGAGGUUAUUGAAACUCUUUCUGAGAAAUUCAGGCCUGACAUGAAAAUGCUGACCACUUGUUACUCUCUGUAUGAGAUCCACACCAAUAAAGAACGUACAUUGGAUCUGGAUGAGAGACCUUUGGUUGUGCAAUUAAACUGGAACUCUAACAACAGAGAAGGACGUUUUGUGCUUAAGAAAGACGAGGAGAGUUUGAAGGAAAACUGCCACGAGAAGGAAAAGGGAGGCGUGAUUCAAAACUUCAAGAGGACACUGUCAAGAAAAGAAAAGAAGAAAGAGAAGAAUAAAAUUAAAGCCACUGAUGAGGCUAUAGGAGAUGAAAAUGGGUCAACUGAAAAGCCACCGAACAACAGCAGCGUUUCUGUGUCUAACCCUGAGACGAAAAAGCAGCACACAGGAAACAAAAAGCUACAACAGAGCCAGGCUGACCUCGGAAGUCUUCAUCCUGACUUUUUAGAUCAACCUGGAUUACCACUUGGGAUUAAACUCUGUGAUAACUCGGAGGAAGCCUUCCUGUCUGCAGUCAUCAAUUACACCAACAGCUCUACAGUUCAUUUCAAGCUCUCACCUGCGUACAUCCUCUAUGCAGUGGGGCGUUGGCGCUUCACUCUGCAACGGUGGGGCUCCCCAUCGCCAGGGAAGACACACAGCGUAACCUCGAUUGCGGACAAAAUGGUGGCCAUGACAGGAAAGGUCAUCCAGAGGCAGCAGGCCAUCGCCGGUGCUCUUGCCUUCUGGAUGGCCAACUCCUCCGAGCUGCUAAACUUCCUCAAGCAAGACAAAGACCUGAACCCGCUCACCCAGCAAAGUCAGCUGGAUCUGUCCCACCUGGUGCACAAAGCCUACAGUUGCCUGAUACAGUGUCUGCAGAACGAGCUGAGAAAGCAUUUGCCAACUUUUAUGAUUGAUCCAGAGCAACAUGGUCCACUGCCGGCGGGUAUAGAGUUGGUGCUGAACACCUUGAUGAACGCCAUGUCUCUGUUACGUCGCUGUCGGGUCAACCCCGCCCUCACCAUCCAGCUCUUCUCCCAGCUCUUCCACUUCAUCAGCGCUUGGCUCUUCAACAAGCUCAUGAGCCCCGAGGCCGACAUUCCAGGCCUCCGCUCCCACUACUGGGGGGCCGCUCUCCGACAGAGGCUGACCGCCAUCGAGGCCUGGGCAGAGAGGCAGGGCCUGGAGCUGGCUGCCGACUGCCACCUGGGACACAUCAUCCAGGCAACCACACUGCUGACCAUGAAAAAGUACUCGAUGCAGGAUGCGAAGAAAAUCCAGAGUACCUGUUUCAAGUUGAAUUCACUGCAGCUGCAGACGUUGCUGGCCGGCUACCUCUAUGCAAACAAUGAGCCUCAUAUCCCCCCUGAUUUAAUCAAUGCCAUAGUGACAGCCGCGGACGCCUCUGCAGAUAACCUGAUUCGGAGCGAAGGACGGGACAUCCAGCUGCAGGAGAGCCUCGACCUCCACCUGCCCUUCCUGCUGCCGGAGGGAGGAUACUCCUGUGACACAGUGAGAGGGAUCCCCCUGGGGCUUAGAGAAUUUUUGGAGCCGAUUUACAGGAAAGGUCUCUGCUCUUUAACUUCCCAGCCAAACUCCAACGGGGACUGGGCUGUGUAUUUUAAAGAACCGACGUCCUCUGCAGGGAGUACAUAUGUGGCAGCUCAAAGAGAGCCGGAGAUUGUGACGAUCACACUGAAGAAACCUCUCAACAGUGGGAUGGGGGUCAGCAUUGUGGCUGCCAAGGGAGGAGGGCAAGAUUAUCUCGGGAUUUAUAUCAAAUCUAUUGUCAGGGGAGGACCAGCGGAAAUGAACGGCAGGCUAACAGCUGGGGAUCAGCUGCUGAGUGUGGACGGCCAAAGCCUAGUCGGCCUCAGCCAAGAAAGGGCCGCAGCUAUCAUGAUGCAAACCGGCCCCAUUGUGACCUUACAGGUUGCAAAGUUUGGAGCGAGCUAUCACGGCCUCGGUGCUCUGCUGAAUGAACCAACUACAGAAAGGAUAGCAGGUGAUAAAAGUCAUGCAAAUCCAAACGGUAAAGCACUCAUGCUGCACAGCGCUCUGGAUCCUGGUCAUUCAGAGCAGCUGGAGAGUCUGCAUGGAAACAGCAGAAAGAAGAGAGAGCAGAUAAUGCAAAGGAACAGAGAGCUUUAUCGGUCCAACCCCAACAUGACCACACACUUUGCCCUGGAGGAUGAAGUUGAACCUAUUGACCCUGAUGUGAGAGGGAACAACAUUGUGGCUGUUUCCACUCUCAACCUUUGCACUGAUACAUUUCACAGGGAAUACUUGACUCUCCCGAACCCUAAAUCCCAGAACAAGACCAUAUCUGAAUCCAGUCGACCACAGCAAAUGCUUAAAUUGUCUUUAAGGCCUUUAGAUGGACAGAACACAACAAGUGAUAAAAGGACCUUUAUGCGUCAAGCCCUCUCACAGGAGAACUUGUGUGUGGACAAUGGAGGCCCCCUGCUGGACAAAAGGCAGAACACGUGGCAGGAUCAGAGGGCAAAGCAAACCAGGAGCCACUAUUCUUCUUUCCCAAUUCGCCCGAGCUUCUCCUCUCAUGACAUACUUUCUGAUAACAGCUCUUCUGCAAAACAACCGCAGGGAACUCGCACAAGUGGUGCCGGAGUCUGGAGAACACCCUUUUCACAGCAUCCAACACCUACACCCUCGAUCCAACCGAUACGCAUGGACAUCCCUGUGACCAGAGCAGUGAGUGCACAGUCAAAUCCUCCUCUCACCACCUUCCAGCACAGUUCCUCUCUGCUGGCAGUGAAAAAGAGUCAAACCCUUAAAGUUAAUGGACAUAUAAAUCAAGUAGGGCAAAAACAGAGUCCUCAAAGCCAAGCCUAUGAUAUUUAUGCCGGUCCCAUUUCGGCAACUAAGAAACUACCUCAGCCAUCACUUCUAUCACAGCAGCAACGACCAAGCACACACAGGGAUCAACCAGCAAAACCACAAGUGAGCAUCACUCCAACAAAACACGUCUCCUUCCAAGAACCUCCUACUCAACAGAAGCAGGGAGCAGCUCCUACGAGGCAAAAAGACCUCCAGGAGCUGUCUGACCCCUGGAAGAGGGAGGCCCAGGAGAAGCUGGAGAAGCAGCAGAGGCUUCAGGUGGUGGAGCUCCUGCAGCAGGAGGUGCAGGAGCUUCAGGCUAAAGAGAAGCGCACGGCGCAGGAGAACGACCGACUCCGUAAGCUCAGCCUGGAGUGGCAGUUUCAGAAGAGGCUGCAGGAGGUGCAGCAGAGAAGAGAGGAUGAGGAUGAGGAGGAAGAAGACGAGGAUUUGGACAUGAUGAUGAUGAUACAGCAGCUGGAGAAAAGAGUGCAGAAUAAAAGAAGCUCAGAAGGAAAAGUAAACAGCGAAUUGAAAGAGCACUCAGGAAGUCUUCCCUCCCAGAAGGAAGAAAAAGCAGACGGAGAUCAAAGACCAAAUGGACAGACUCAAGACGUUGAUAACAUGGCAUCAAAAGAAAGUACCGUAUAUCUGCUAAUAUCAAUGUUUAUUCACAGAAACCAGGAGGAGAAAAUCAAGAGAGCACCGGCCCCUGAAAAGCUCACAUUCAAGGAACGGCAGCGUCUCUUUUCCCUAGCGUCUAGUGCAUAA